This is a messenger RNA of Aptenodytes forsteri (emperor penguin), 2465 nucleotides long. It is a transcript of the gene SMAD3, whose product is annotated as SMAD family member 3. Gene Ontology annotation, cellular component: heteromeric SMAD protein complex. Lineage: Eukaryota; Metazoa; Chordata; Aves; Sphenisciformes; Spheniscidae. Gene Ontology annotation, molecular function: DNA-binding transcription factor activity, RNA polymerase II-specific; RNA polymerase II cis-regulatory region sequence-specific DNA binding; I-SMAD binding. Gene Ontology annotation, biological process: transforming growth factor beta receptor signaling pathway; BMP signaling pathway; regulation of transcription by RNA polymerase II. Bases 1 to 1281 code for a protein of 426 amino acids. The transcript is spliced from 9 exons. The record is from RefSeq and is a predicted model, not a curated record.
AUGUCCUCCAUCCUGCCUUUCACUCCUCCCAUCGUCAAGCGGCUCCUGGGCUGGAAGAAAGGGGAGCAGAACGGGCAGGAGGAGAAAUGGUGCGAGAAGGCGGUGAAGAGCCUGGUGAAGAAGCUGAAGAAGACGGGGCAGCUGGACGAGCUGGAGAAGGCGAUCACCACGCAGAACAUCAACACCAAGUGCAUCACCAUCCCCAGAUCAUUAGAUGGCCGGCUGCAAGUAUCUCACCGGAAAGGUCUUCCCCAUGUGAUCUACUGCCGGCUGUGGCGGUGGCCAGACCUUCAUAGCCACCAUGAGUUGCGUGCCAUGGAGAUGUGCGAGUAUGCCUUUAACAUGAAGAAGGAUGAAGUCUGUGUGAAUCCUUAUCAUUACCAAAGAGUGGAAACGCCAGUGUUACCUCCAGUGCUGGUGCCUCGGCACACAGAGAUCCCAGCUGAGUUCCCGCCGUUAGACGAUUAUAGUCAUUCUAUUCCAGAGAACACUAACUUCCCAGCAGGUAUCGAGCCACAGAGCAACUACAUUCCAGAGACACCUCCUCCAGGCUAUUUGAGUGAGGAUGGAGAAACUAGUGACCACCAGAUGAACCCCAGCAUGGAUGCAGGUUCUCCAAACUUAUCACCAAACCCCAUGUCUCCAGCACACAAUAAUCUGGAUCUGCAGCCUGUUACCUACUGCGAGCCAGCUUUCUGGUGCUCGAUAUCCUACUAUGAACUCAACCAGCGAGUGGGAGAGACUUUCCAUGCCUCUCAGCCCUCUAUGACCGUGGAUGGUUUCACUGACCCAUCUAAUUCUGAACGCUUCUGCCUUGGUUUAUUGUCUAACGUGAACAGAAAUACGUCAGUGGAACUCACAAGACGACACAUUGGACGAGGAGUAAGACUCUACUACAUUGGUGGUGAGGUGUUUGCCGAGUGCCUUAGUGACAGUGCCAUUUUUGUCCAGUCUCCCAACUGCAACCAACGCUACGGCUGGCACCCAGCAACAGUUUGCAAGAUUCCACCAGGAUGUAACUUGAAGAUUUUUAACAACCAGGAAUUCGCCGCUCUCUUGGCUCAGUCUGUAAAUCAGGGCUUCGAAGCUGUGUAUCAGCUGACCAGAAUGUGCACAAUUCGAAUGAGCUUUGUCAAGGGAUGGGGAGCAGAAUACAGGCGGCAGACUGUGACCAGUACUCCCUGCUGGAUUGAACUGCAUCUUAAUGGUCCUUUGCAGUGGCUAGACAAGGUCCUUACACAAAUGGGCUCCCCGAGUAUUCGUUGUUCCAGUGUCUCCUAAGGAAACACCUCCUGGGGGUGGGUGGGGGGAACAAAGACUCUGGAAAAAGGAAUUGGCUUAACCCUUAGCAAAAUGCAUAGUGCAUAGUAAACAAAUUCCCAGUUAUUGAAGUGACGAGAAAAGAAUCUGCUUUAAAAAAAAAAAGGUGGGUUUUCUUUGUUUUGUUUUGUUUUUUAAACUAAAUACCCAUUUAAGCCACUUCCACUGAAACUGUUAGCACUUUGGUUACAAUGCUAUGGGCCAUUGCAGUUAGAAUUUGAAGCUGAAGUUUAUCAUGAUAAAAAACUGGACUUUGUUUCAGCGGAGAGAAGCCAGUGCUCUGCCUCCAGCCAUGUCGUGCCUGUCUGGCUGCUCGCUCCACACUGUUGUGAGCACGCAGGAGCCACUGACGGCUCGGAGGAAACUUUCCGUUUGCCUCACACAACUCUGGGCUCGUGUCAUGCAGCAUCUCUGAAAAGCCAGAUACCGUGGGACUUCGGGAUGACUCUUGCUCGUGCAUUCCUGUCACCACCUACCUGAUCCACACCUGUCCUCCCUGGGAUUGCAGCAGUAGGGGGAAAAGGAAGCAUUUAAAGCACACACAAGAACUAAUUCCCCCAGUAAUGUUCCCAAAAGGAAUGAAUUUCCCACGCCGGACUACUAGCAAGGAGGCAGAGACUUGCUUCAUGCCUGAGGGAUGCAGCUGAUACCCUGAUGGUCUCAGACUGGAUUGACAUGAAGCAAAAGGCCAAACUUAAGGCUCCUUCUGAUAUUGCUGCAGUGACUUUUGACUUGAGCUGCUCACAGACAGACAUUUGUCAUGUGGGGAGCUCUGGCUGGCUAAGUUAAGCCUUCGUUAUUGUGCAGUCUAUUUGCAUUAACUACAGAAAGUUUGUAUUCUAUUUUCUCAGUAUGUUGAUUGGUAUCUGCCACUUCUGAAGUCUUAGGGGCUUAGUGAAUUCAGUGUCCAGGUCUGCUCUAGUGAUAGAAGUGAACGGGCUCUUGCUGCCAUUUUCAGAAUAUGCAAUUUAAUAGGUUAUCCCUUGCCGUCACAUGUGACUGCGCAUGAACCAGGACAUCUCAGACACAAACCCCCUCUGUUUAAAACUUAUUUCAGCUGAUUAAAAUGCUCUGAGAUGUGUUUUUGCCUGGAGAAAUUGGGAUAGUGUGUAUUUACUUGUAUUAUAAAAUGUUCAUUUUAAACA